Molecule: messenger RNA, 6360 nt
Organism: Lytechinus pictus (painted urchin)
Lineage: Eukaryota; Metazoa; Echinodermata; Echinoidea; Temnopleuroida; Toxopneustidae
Product: solute carrier family 35 member F3-like
Exons: 8
Coding region: 516-2009 (497 amino acids)
Source: RefSeq, a predicted model, not a curated record
AUGCCAACGACUUACAUCGGCGGACAUGCGGCGCGGGGAAUGAGCUGUGCACGGUGCGAUGAGACUGGAGUAGCCCACUCAUUCAAUGAAUAAGGGUGGCAAUUUUGGCUUAUUUUCUCUUUUUCUUUGGGACAAAUGUCUUCAAUUGAUUUUCUUACACUGUCAGUUUCCAAUAUAGACCAAAAGCUUUGGUCUCUGUUAUGUUGGUUGUUCAGCUGAACUCCGUUGGCUUCACUCACCAAAUACAGAGACCGAAGUUCUAGCGCGAUCUGUACAGGGGACCCAAUGGCCAUAUGUUUAUGUGUAUUAAGUUUGGAUAAAACAGGGCAGUGAAGUUGCGUGACAGCCGAGUCGAAUCACCAGCAUCAACUAAAGUCACCUCAACUCUGAUCUGGCCACUGACUAGACCAGUCGUGUUUAUGUUGAAGCAAGUGUGAGUGGAAGAUUUUCUCCAUUGGACAUUUUGUGAGUCACAUUUUUUGGUGGUAGCAGGGCAUUGCUUACACUUGUGUACCAUGGAAUCGGAGAAAGACAAUGAUAACCAGCAAAACACUGGCCAGCAAGACCCAUCAGCCACAGAGGCUCCGGGGAGUGAAAUGGACAGUACUCCGGUAGAAGGUGUUCCAGAAGGAGAGGCUCCUCCAGCGAAAGAGGCUCCAGCAGAUGAGAAAGUAGAGAUUGAGAAUGAGGUAAAGCCAACCAAAGGGGAGGCAGAACAAGCAAGAAUUGAGGAAGCAACAGAAAAGGAACCUAUGCUUGUCCCAAACUCCGAGUCUGAAGGUCAUCAAGGGGACGGUGAUCAGGCUGCAGAAGUGCAGAAAAAAGGAAUAGCGGAGCAGAAGCAAAAUGGAGCCCAUCCUACAGCUGAACAAGUACCAGUUGAAGUGACAAUUGAAAAAUGCACCAAACCGCCCUCUUCCUCCUAUAGUACCGUCCGCAAGAUUCUUAUAGGUUUGUCCAUUGGUCUUGGUGUGGCAAUUUCGUGGGUGGCGGCUACUCAGUUCAUGAAGGCAAUGUACGAUGAGAACUUUGAUGCUCCGUUCUUUAUGAUCUGGUUCACAACAAUUUGGAUGGUGGUGUGCUACCCAAUCUACAUCAUUGGCUCCUUGGUGAUCUUCAAGGAUCAGAGGAAUGCCGGCUGGGCUGGUAUCAAAGAGUUAUAUAAGGCUGAUCAGCAGAUAUAUGGAGAGAGAGGCAUGACUCUCUGGAACUGCCUAAAACUGACAGGUCCAUUCUGUGCCCUGUGGAUGAUUACAAACUACAUGUACGCUGCGGCUCUCAAGUUCAAGUCGCCAACGGAUGUUACGGCACUCUUUGUCACCAAUACUGCAUUCAUCUAUGUAUUCUCUUGGAUUUGGUUGGAGGAACUGCUCAUCCUUCUUCCUGCCAGGUUAUGCUCAGUGCUUCUGUCUAUUGUGGGUACUGUCUUGAUGAUGGCAGCCGACGGCUUUGGAGGCGGGAGUGUUAUAGGAGUCCUUUUGGCUUUGGGUGCUGCAAUAGGAGCGGCCCUCUACAAGGUUCUGUUCAAACGCUUCUUGGGUGAUGCCACCUACGGUCAGGUGUCUCUAUUUCUCACCAUGCUGGCCCUGCUCAACCUUGUCCUCCUCUGGCCCAUCAUGCUCGGCCUCUACUUUGGCAAGCGGGAGACUUUGGACUGGAACAACCUGCCUUGGGCAUUCCUCUGCGGGACGUCAGCUCUUGGUAUAGUAUUCAACUUCCUUGUUAAUUUUGGAAUAGCUCUCACCUACCCCCUCCUCAUCUCCCUGGCUAAUAUUGUAGGGAUCCCAAUCAAUGCAGUGAUUGAUACAGCAUUCCUAGAUAUGGAGCUGCCUCCUCUUAAAAUCGUUGGCGCCCUCCUCAUCAUCGGCGGUUUCAUCAUCAUGCUCCUCCCCGAGACGUGGCAGAUAAAGGUGGCUUGCUGGAAGGAAGGCGACGCCCCCUGCAGGCGGAGAGGGGACAUGCGGCGUAUACCGAGCGAGGAACUUGAAGAAAGAACCGUGAGGUUGUAGCUGUUUGAUGGAUGGCGGUGUAGAGAAGUAGUCGUCUAAACAAAACACAGAAGGUCUGAUUUAACAAAGUUUACCUUCUAACUUACAAGCAUUGCAACCGUUUGGUACAUAGUUCGCCUUGGACUCACCUUUGAUAUCAGUUGUAUUGUGGAGUUAAUCUUUCACGUUAAGGGGCUGUUAUGUGAUUACAAGCAAGGGAAUAUAUAAAAUGCACACCAAUGGAAUAUCAUACAUUCAAAUAUUAUUAGCUUUUAUUAUGAUUUUCAUGUGUUAAAAUCAUCAAGAUAGGAUGUCUCUGACACAAAAAUAUGAGUUUUCACAGUUUAGUUUGUAGGAUGUGAUUGAAUUUUGCUGGAAAAUAAAGAUUUUUUUCUUCUCUUAAUGCAUUGGCAGGUAUGCAACUCUACUGUGCAAAUGCUUGGCAACUUGCAAUAUUCUGUGCACCCCAGAUUUAGUAUUUAUGUCAUAAUGUUGCUAGGAAUGUUACGAGACAAUAGUGGAGUGUGUGUAUUCUGUUCCUCAAGAUGGAUUUCUUCAGUAUUUUACUUGAAGUCUGUGUGUCCAUUUUCUGUCUCAGGUGUGAAGUGGCUAUUGGCACUGGUCAUUUGAAUGUUCAUGGGUGUAUGAACUCUUUGUUGGUUUGUAUGCGUGUGUAUGUUCCAGUGUGCACUGUGAUGAAUGUGGGUGAAGAGGAGAUGUUUGAUUACAGAACCUGAUGAAUUUAAGGAUAAUGAAUUGGAAUGUAUUAUUAGAAAAUGAAUACAAUGACGGUCUGCAAAUGGAAAUUGAAAGUUGCAGAUUUUAGUCGCUGGUGGCGACUGGCGAUAAUGAUUUGUAUUCCAGUUAGUAGUUGUUGGAAUCUUGCAUGAAAUGAUUGUUGUGGAUGCUUGUGACCAAGCAACCAGAGGACCAAAUGCUGAAGGUCUCCUCCGAGGGACCUGGUAUUGAGGAUAAAUACCUCAUCGAAGGGUAUUGGUUCACCAAGUGGGAAUCGAACCUGGGUCAACGGAAUCCGAAUUCCCUGCUCUACCGAUGGCAUGAGCCCCAAGGUCGAUGUUUAAAAAACAAAAUUGAUAUUAUUCAUGUUGAUGCCUUUAUUAAAAAAAUAUCUUGCUGCCACUACAUGGCUUUUAAAAAAAUCCUAUGUAUCUUAUGGCAGCUAUCAUUGCUUACCUCAAAUUGGAAGAGUUUUCCACAUGUCUUGAGGUGAGGAUUGGGACUUGAGCUGUUAUUGUGCCUUCUGUGUUUUUGUUGCUUUGAGCCUAUUGACAACUUGAAUUUAAAUUAAACCUCCAGAGCGAAUUGUUCACAUCUAGAAAUUGUCAGUGGUAUUUAUAAAUCAUGCCUAAAGCAAGCUCGAUUCAUCACAUAAAACAACCAUGUGCUUGCCUAACACUUCUUUGAAAAUCCGGACCAUUAUCACUUCAUUUGCUACUAUCCAUUUAAGAGAAUUACAGAUAUCUUUGAAAAUAUCCGACAUCAUGUCAUUGCAUUGUUAACCCGUCGACUACUGAAUUAUGUAAUUCCUAUAGACUUUGUGUAGGGACCAUCCGGUUCUAGUAGUGAGCGGGGUAAUUAGUGUUGAACAUUGCUAUAUCUUAUGGGUGCAUGCAAAUGAACAUGCAUGUGUGGCAUAGAGUUCUGUAAUGCAAAGCUUAUUGAUUGAUCAUAAAAUUGAUUUUUGUGAUUGAUUGUACAUUAUGUUCAGUGCUAUCAAUUAUAAGAAUGUGUUCUACAUCAAUUUGUGAGUUUUAUAUCACAGGGCCCUUGUUGCUGGUACAUCUGUUUGAAAGCUGACAUCCAAAUGACCUAUUGCUAUUAAUGAGUGAAUUACAUGUAGAUAUUUGUUAAAAGUACUGUGUAUAUAUCUAUAAUAAUUAUAGAUAUUCUUUUGACCAAAUAACUCGGUACAUUAAAAUGAAGCACAAAUAUCUAUCAGUCUUGUAAUUAAUCAUAUAUAAUUUAUUUUGAUUGAUGUUGAAAUAACAUAUUUGAUUUAUAUAAUUUUAGUAUAAAAUUAUGGCUUUUUUAAAAAGUUUUUUCUUUACUGAAUGUUAACCUUAUAUUUAUCCACACAGUAUGAUUAAUAUAUUUUCAAGCACUGAUUAUCGGUUUUAUUUGUGUUUGCACGGUCUAUUCUAUAGUGAAUAGAUUGAUCUACAAUGUGUUUACGUUUACAGUAACUAUUUUAUAUCAUUCCAUCUUGCAUUUUUCAUUUGGAAUUCUUAUAUUCAACUCAAAACAAAAUAUAUUUGUUGCAUUCAUACAUGCUAUGAAAAUAUAUUUAAAAUGAAAUUUAACAGAGAUUUUCCCAUAUUAUUUCCACACUUUAUGUUUGCACUACCGUAUCCAUUGUUUAUUCACAGCCUUAUUUUCAUGAGCACCUUGUGUGUGUAAUUUUACAGAAUAUUCCUCAUAUUGUUUUCAUUAUUUUAAGUUUAUUUCAAAUUGCAAUUUUUGAAGACAAUUUCUCUGGUGAAGUGGUUUUAUGCAUGUAUUUUAUUUUUAGCAGUGGUGUAUACUGCAGGGUGUCUUGUUCUCGGGAGGGUUAACGGCAAGGGCUGGAUAACUGAUUUUGAAACAUGCAUGACAUCUGUUUAUAUGCUGGAUGAAUGAAAGCAAACUGCUAUCUCCCUUGUUGUGUAUACCCCUUUCUUUUAUUGAGCCAGUACGACCAAAAUGUUACGGAAGCCAGAAGUGUUUUCCUUUUGUACCAAGAAUUUUGCCUGCGUGUGCUGUUUUCAUUUAUAACCAAAACACUUCUGAAGGACUCUUUUUUUUGGGGGGGGGGGUGGGGGGUUCACAUCCUAACCAAUUUAAAAUAUGAACUGUUGCUGCAAGGAAAUAUCAUGUUAUUGCGUAAAAGCAUGAUUAAACAUGUUUACUGUAGUUAUUUUUCUAUUGUAGACUUUCUUCCUGAAAUGUACGUCUGGGCCCCGUCUUACAAAGAGUUACGAUUGAUCAAAUCAACCACAACUAUGGAAAGCCAGCAAUAAAACAUUUUAUUUAAACAAAAUAUUUUCUAGAUAUUGUGUAUAUUCAAUAAUUCAGUUUUCUUGAAAAUUCAGCGUGCUUCUCUUUAUUUGCGAAGGACAUUGUGCAAAUUUCCCAAAGAAAAAAUUAUGACGUUGAUGGAUUUCCAUAUACUUGAGGUUGAUCGGAUCAAUCGCAACUCUUUGUAAAGAUGGGGCAAACGUUGUGAGCCUUGAAGCAGCUGUGGUUUAUAAUAAAGAGUGAUUUUUUAUAAAUCUUUUAACAAACAAGAAGAAGAAGAAAUUGAAGUUUCAAUGCAAUGUUUUUUUUUUUUAGUGUUAGGUCCACUCAGUUGAUGAGGUUUCAUUCAUUCUUUUGAAAAAUUGUCCUCCAUGGUUUAUGAACCAACGAUGAAUUAUCUGAGAGACAUGGAAAUCGUCCCAAAAGUAAUAUAUUGUUCCAAGCUCGGCAUAGAUCUUGAGGCUAAUGUACAUUUACAAAUGUAUUUAAUAAAUAGUUCAUCAUCUGUUAGCAAACACAAAGAGUUUUGUCUUAUUCAACCUUAAACUGCACAUUUAUUUUGAGUUUCUCACCCGCACUUGUGUAUUAAGACUCGUGUUAGUAACAUAUUAUUUUCAUACUGUGCAUUUUGUGUUACAGCCGCACAACUAAAUAAACCACAUGUAUACAUACCACAUAUAAAAUUUACUGCUGUAAGUUUAGGUUUUCUCUUCAGCAAUGGCCAGAUACACUAGGUGAAAAUUUGGUGAUUGGCAAAAAGAAUAUUGAUAAUUCAUGUCAUUCUGCGCAUUCUGUGUUGUUACAGCUGUACUGCUGUUACUUGAAUGUACAUAAUGCAUGUUAAAGUCAUUGCUGUAGGCUAGGUUUUGUUCUCUUCUGCAGCAACGACCAGAUACACUAGGUGAAAUUUUUGUGAUGAGUGACUCGCAAAAUACAUGUAAGCAAAAAAAAUAAGACUGCUGAUAAGUUUGACUUCUUGUCGUGCCCCAUUAUCUGCUCAGAAGGUGGGGACUCGGCCCAAGCUAUAUAAUAUGUCCUCUCGAGUGUCGACUGAAAGCGUAGUUUGAAAUCAAGUGGACGGAAGGGCUUUCAUUUCCAAUUUUCCACGUUAUACAGGGUGUACCUUACUAGCCAGAUAAUCUGCCUUUUCAAAAUUAUGUAAAACACAGAGAAUAAGGUUUUUUUUGUAUAUGAACUGAAUGGUUUCGAUGAAAUUGUAUGUAUGUUCAACUAGGUGUUUUUUAUGUGAGACAGACAUUGUGUGUAAUGUUUUCUGAAAUACUCGACAAGGAUUUGAAUGGAUGUUUGUCCUUUGAUAAUAAGGAAGGUUAAUAAAUUUUGUACUUUUUGUCACCGA